UACUGUAUUGUACCUGACCUGUAGGCUAAGUAGCCUAUUAUACCGUGUUAGAAAGAGCAUCAAUCGGACACCCAAUAGAACGCCUCGAGCGCACAUUCAAUGACGCGUACCCUGACACGCGCUGAAGAGAACUGCCUUUAUCAACCGACAUUCUUCCUGAUGUCACUUCUCAACAUGCCGACCACCUGUUUUAUGACCGUGAUCUGGUGGCUCACAACCGGUUCAACUCGUAGUCAAACAGCAAUUCCCAAUGGUCACGGAGGGGUAGAUGCGGUUCUGGGGGUGUCCAACGCCAGCGUCCUCCUGCUGGACCCCAGCUCUGAGACACUCUACCUGGGAGCCAGAGGCUCCAUCCUGGUCCUGCACACCUCCAACCUCACCUGGAAACACCCAGCAAUUGAGUGGGAGGCCACAGAAGACGAGAGGAAGGUCUGUAGGGAUAAAGGCAAGACAGAGGAUGACUGUUAUAACUACAUCUGUCUGCUGGAGGUUCUGAAGGAUGGAAGGAUCUACGUUUGUGGCUCCUACGCCUACAACCCCCAGUGUGCUUUCAUAGACCCAGUGACGUUUUCCCUAGUGAAGGAAGGAGGUGACCAAGGGAAGUGGAAGUGUCCUUAUGAUCCCAGACAACCUCACACUGCUGUUACUGCAGAUGGAGUGCUGUACACCGCUCCUUCUAACUUCUUGGGCACGGAGUUUGACAUCACCAGGGCAACGGGUCAACAGGUGCGCAUGGAUCAGUCCAUCAACUGGCUCAGUGAUCCAGUGUUUGUGAGUUCGGCCCUGGUCAGGGAGAGCCCUGGAGACGAUGAUAAGAUCUACUUCUUCUUUACGGAGAAUGCCAGAGAGUACGACCUUUACACCGAGGUCAGAGUCACACGGGUGGCCAGAGUCUGCAAGGGAGAUGUGGGGGGCUCUAAGACCCUGCAGAAGCGCUGGACCAGUUUCCUGAAGGCUCAGCUGGUGUGUCAAGACCGGGACAGUGGCCAACGUUACACCGUCCUGACCCACGCCUACCCCCUGGAACACCGCCUGGGAGACCCCAGCAGCACACACUUCUACGCACUCUUCACCUCCCAGUGGAAAGGAGAACGCGUGUCAGCAGUGUGUGUGUACAGCCUGGCUGACGUCACCAAGGUGUUUGCGACGGGAGGCUUCAGAGAUAUGAAGGGGAGAACUGUGGGAGCUCUGUGUCUGUACCUGACCCCCGACCCGGACAGUGUAGAGGCCAGGGUUAUAACACCUCCCUCGAGAUACCUGACCGAGUGCUGCAGUUUGCCAAGGAACACCCUCUGUUGACGGACACUGUGGACGCAGCGCCCCUUCUGGUGAGGAGGGGAACUACAUACACCAGGAUCACAGCCACCAACAUCUCCAACAGUGAUGCUGCCCUACUACACCUGGGAACAGAUCAGGGAGAGUUACACAGUGUGUCUAUCGUUGGCCGUACUGCUACUCUGCUGCAGGAGAUCCCUCUGACGACCUCAGUACAGCCUGUCAACAACAUCCUCAUACACCAGGGCCAUGUGGUGGUGGGCUCCCCCUCCUCUCUGUCCCGUGUGCCAGUAGAGGGGUGCAGGGUGUACCCCAGCUGUCAGGUGUGUGCCCGGGCAGCAGGACUAGGCUGUGUGUGGGACAUCAAGAAGAGAGCCUGUGUUGCAGAAUCUCCAGGGCAGACUGAGCCAGAGGACCCUUUAAAGGUGUGUGGCACUGGAGAGGGUGAGUAUAACCACUAUUCCACUAUU
This is a messenger RNA of Coregonus clupeaformis (lake whitefish), 1745 nucleotides long. RefSeq names its product semaphorin-4F-like. Gene Ontology annotation, biological process: positive regulation of cell migration; semaphorin-plexin signaling pathway; axon guidance. Gene Ontology annotation, molecular function: chemorepellent activity; semaphorin receptor binding. Lineage: Eukaryota; Metazoa; Chordata; Actinopteri; Salmoniformes; Salmonidae. The record is from RefSeq and is a predicted model, not a curated record.